ACAGACACACUCCAGAACCUGUUACAAAGCCAGCGCACUUGUAGUUCUUCCAGUGGCAGACCUCGACACAAUGGCAACCAAGGACGGAGAAUACGGUGCCAUAACAGACGCCACUGAGGACACUGAGACGCUUUGUGAUCUGGUGAAGAAAACAGUGGAGGAAAAGACAGGAAAGAAGUAUGUGGAAUUCAAAGCAGUUAAAUACAGGCAGAAAGAUGUUGUGGGAGGAACCAACUACCUUAUCAAGGUUCAUGUUGGAGGAGAUGACUACAUUUAUUUGACAGUCUUUGAAAAUAUCGGAGAAGAGGUUUUCCUGCAUGAUGUACAGGAUCAUCAGACCAAAGACAGCCCCCUCGUACCUUUUUAGAAACUGAUCGCAGAACCAGAUUCAACAGUAAAAU
Molecule: messenger RNA, 401 nt
Organism: Perca flavescens (yellow perch)
Lineage: Eukaryota; Metazoa; Chordata; Actinopteri; Perciformes; Percidae
Product: cystatin-B-like
Exons: 4
Coding region: 71-367 (98 amino acids)
Cellular component (GO): cytosol
Molecular function (GO): cysteine-type endopeptidase inhibitor activity
Source: RefSeq, a predicted model, not a curated record